Messenger RNA from Sungouiella intermedia, 681 nucleotides. NCBI's taxonomy places the organism in Eukaryota, Fungi, Ascomycota, Pichiomycetes, Serinales, Metschnikowiaceae. The record is from the annotation of a GenBank genome assembly.
AUGUACGGUUUGAAAGUUUCUGCAUUGGUUGCUUUGGCUAUUGCCAUUCCUCAGGUCGUGGCCACCCCUCCAGCUUGUUUGUUGGCCUGUGUUGCUCAGGUCCAGAAGGGUUCCGACUGUAGCAGCUUGAGCGACUUGUCAUGCAUUUGUUCUGAUGAGUCUUCUGCUGUUGAGAAGUGUUUGAACGACAUCUGUCCAAACGACGAUGCUAAGACUGCUAUCUCUGCUUUUGAGUCUUCUUGUUCCGGCUACUCUGUUUUCUCUAGCUCCGCCGAGUCGUCAUCUUCUGAGGUUUCGUCGUCUAGCCUGGCUGCUUCCUCCUCCUCCGCUGCUUCGUCUUCCGCUGCGUCCUCCUCCUCCUCCUCCUCUUCGGCUGCUGCUUCCUCUUCGGCUGCUGCUUCGUCUUCCGCAGUUGCUUCCUCAUCUGCCGUCGCUUCCUCUUCUGCUGUCGUUUCUUCUGUUGCCUCUUCCACCGAGGUUGCAUCAUCUACUCAGGCUGCCGCUUCUUCCGAGCAGGCUACCAGCUCUGCCGCUGUAUCUUCGCCUGCCACCACUGUUGUCACCAGCAGCACCCAGGCUAGCUCUUCUGCACCAGCCAGCGUUGUGCCAACUGGUGGAGCCUUCAAGGCCGGAGCCUCUUUCGGUGCCGCAGUUGUUGGUGUUAUCGGAGCCUUGAUGUAA